Molecule: messenger RNA, 2496 nt
Organism: Cyprinodon tularosa
Lineage: Eukaryota; Metazoa; Chordata; Actinopteri; Cyprinodontiformes; Cyprinodontidae
Gene: agfg2
Product: ArfGAP with FG repeats 2
Exons: 14
Coding region: 93-1562 (489 amino acids)
Molecular function (GO): GTPase activator activity
Source: RefSeq, a predicted model, not a curated record
CCGUGCAGUGAUCAGAGGGGCUCCAGGGGAGGAGGAGGAAGGAGGAGGAGGUGUUUUCAUAGCGCUCCCAGCCUGUCUCUGCAAACAGAACCAUGUCGAACCGAAAGCAUCGGGACAACCAGGAGAUCUGCUCCAGAAAGGUCCGGGAGCUGGCCCAGUCUGGAGUAAACAAACACUGCUUCGAGUGCAACCAGCCCGGGGUGACAUACACCGACAUCACGGUGGGCAGCUUCGUCUGCACGUCGUGCUCCGGAAUGCUGAGAGGCCUCAACCCUCCUCACAGAGUCAAAUCCAUCUCCAUGACAACUUUCUCCCAACAGGAAGUGGAAUUCCUCCAGAACCAUGGCAAUGAGGUCGGUCGAAGAACCUGGCUGUGUGUGUUCGGCCCAAAGGCCGAUGGCUGCCCCGACUUGAAGGAUCCUCAGAAGUUUAAAGAGUUUCUUCAGGAUAAAUACGAAAAGAAAAAAUGGCAUUUCUCCAAAAGCAAGAACCGCAGAGACGUCGAGGGCCCCUGGAGUCCCGGCGUCCUACCAGUGCCCUCCUCCCACGGUCCAUUAUCCAACCAGGGCCCCUCCCAUAAUUUGCCGCCUAAUGCCAGAUCUACAAGGCCACUGUCCCAGCUGCCGUCAUGGGAUCGAGCUCCUGCCGUCUCGCCCGCUGACAUCCGGACCGACGCUUUCACAGCCAGACCUUCUCGCUCACAAAGUUUUCGAGACCCCCCCCUGAAAGAUUCCACGCUGUGCGGCAUAGAAAGGCAGCGGCCGGGCUCCCUGUCGUCAGCUCUGGGAGGUCAGAGCCACGGCCCCUCAUUCCCCGCCCUGCCACGACCCACAGCCAGUAGCUCAUUCAAAAACCACUUCACUUUAGGUCGUACGGUGUCGGUCUCAGGGGUCACUGGGCCCUUCAGAGCCUUCCCAAAGUCUCUAAGCGUGGAUUUUGGAGGUCUAAACCAUCCUCAGCAGCAGUCCCUCCCCCAGUCUUUGUCCCAGCCACAGCAGCAGCAGUCGGUCAGUGUCAGCCAGACACCGGCUGUCAACAGUUCCAGCAGCCAGGACAAGUACGCUGCCCUGUCGCAGCUGGACAGCGUGUUUACUGAAACAUCUCCAGCUGCAGCUCCACCUAGUGGCCCUCCUCAGUACAGCUCUCUCUUUGGCAGCAGGCUCUCGUCCAGCUCUACUCCUGCCAGCUCCCCGGGGGUCGAUGCCGUUUCCAGCUCCCAAAGUUUUGGAAAUUUCCCCAACCCAUUCAGCUCCGUCGCCGGGUCAGCUUCCCAACAGCCCGUUGCCCUCUCCCCCAGUAACCCCUUCAGCAGCGCCUCAGGAGGCGACUCUGGUGCGUUUGUCACUUCACCCACCUCCGUUUUCCCCUCGUCCGCUUCCUUCCCAGCUCCAACCACCCAGAAUGCAUUUCACCACGAGUCGGCCUCCAAUCAAGAAACUAACGGUUUCGCCUCAUUCCCAGAACCCGACUCUCUGCCUACGGUCCCCCGGCCCAUGUCUGUGAACCCCUUCACGGGGAAUGUUUACUCCAGUCGGGGGACGUCGAAAAAUCCUUUCAUCUGAUCAGCGUCCCCUCCUUCUCUUCUCCUCUUCUCUAAGAACCGAGGGAGGAGUGAACUUAAGGAGCUGCUGACAUUUGAAAGCCUCUGGAGUGAUUUCACCCCGUCAGGGAGGGCCCUUCCUCCAUCCCUCCCUCCUAUUUCUCUCUGUGUUUACGUGUUUGAGGGGGAAAGAAAAAGAACGGAAAACAGUGUGAAUGUAAUAACAAAACCUGUAUGCUUGUGCGAAUGUGGUUUUUUUUCCUGUGACGGUAGACGCCACCUCAGGGCUCUGUGGGAGUCACGAGUGAACAAUGCCUCUUUAAUUUUACCCACAAACUAUAUCACACCACACACAUGUUGCUGCUGCUGCUGCUAUUGUGCUUUCAUCUCCUGCUUAUAGGUGCAAAAAUAAAAAGAAACACACCUCCCUGGCGAAAACAGCCCACCGGUUAGGACGUCAUCUGCUUUAAAACCUCUCGAUCUCAGCUGGCGAGACAGGGACUUUGACUUGUCAUCGCUAGUCCCUGUAAAUCCUUUUUAACAGCCUUAACAACCUCCUGAUGCAUGGGAAUUAGCGUCUUAGGACCUGUGUGUGUGCGUGUGUGUGUGUAGAACAGGUUUGCAUUUCUCCUUUUUAUUUUGGGUCAAAAUUAUGGAUCAGAAAUGAUCACUGUUCUCCACUCUCAGGCUGCAUGCGCUUAUAGGGCUAAAAGGAGAUGCUACUGAAUGUAAAAGCAAAUUUCAGAGUAAGAAAAACAAACAUAAAACGAAACAAAGUAUGUAUAAAAUGUUCAAUGCUUCAUGUACUGGACCAAAAUGCUUUUUCUUUUUUUAAGUGAGAUAAAGGUUAUAUCAUUUUUUUCUGCCAAAAAGAACAGAAAAGCAGAGUUUCAUGUAUUAACGUCUUUGUAAUGACAUGUAUUCAUGUUCAUAAAAUCAACUUCUUAAUAUAGUGA